AUAUCAUAGAAGAAGAAGAACACGUGUUUAGUUUUUUUUUUGCCUUGCGACGGAGCACGCUGCUAACCGCGAGAAAACUACCUAAAACAAUAAGUAAGUUCUGCAUUAUCUCUCAGAAACAUGACCAAGGUAAAGAAGGAAAAGGGCAUCAAGGAGGAGGAGGCUGGAGCGACGGAGACUGUAGUGACAGAGAAAUCCUAUCAAGAGUUGAUCGCAAACAUCAACCCAAUUGCUAAUCCGCUGGCCACUAAGAAGCUAAGCAAGAAGCUCUACAAAUGUGUCAAAAAAGCAUCUAAGCUCAAACAAAUUCGCCGUGGAGUGAAAGAAGUUCAGAAGUUCAUCAACAAAGGAGAAACUGGGAUUGUGGUGUUGGCUGGAGAUACUCUUCCAAUCGAUGUUUACUGCCAUCUACCCGUCAUGUGUGAGGACAGAAGUCUGCCAUAUGCCUAUAUUCCCUCAAAAGUGGACCUUGGUUCGUCUGCAGGCUCAAAGCGGCCCACCUGCGUCAUCAUGAUCAAAUCUCAUGAGGACUAUAAGGAGGCCUAUGAUGAGUGUUUCGAGGAGGUCUCUGCCCUGCCCAAACCCCUCUGAACCCGUUCACUGACUAGUAGAAUCAUAUUGUAUCUGAGAAUGUCUGGCUGUAGGCAGAAUGAAUGGGGGGGGGUGUAUAUUAACUGACUAACCCUAGAGCCAAGCUGCAGUGUGGUGUGUUAUUUCAAUCUCUGUAUACAUCGAUACCCCAGCAGUGAUCCCCAGUCCCCUCAAUGUCAUCUUUGUUUGUUUUGGUUAUUACAUGUCAACGGUGACUGUGAAGGUUGAUGACACAGCGUUCUUUGGUGUUUUAAGUAGGUGCUGACUUGAAACAGGACGUGAUACAUUUAUUUUUCCUCAUUCGGUGGGAUCCAUGCAUUGUCUACAGCCAGAUAUGAAUAUGCCUACGACGUACAUUGUUUUUAUUGUGUGCUUUCAUAACUUGUGUUAUUUCAAUGUCAAAACUACUAUGGGUUGCGCUCCUUUUAAAACAUCCAUUUUGGUAUGAAAAUAAAUCUGCACACGGAUUCUAUUUUGUUUUCAAGUAAGCAGAAAUACUAUUUUAUGAAUUGUAAUCCGCCUCGUUGUGUUUGAAUGGUCAGGACUCGGGUUAGGUUACAGAUCAUUGUAAUCCGCCUCGUUGUGUUUGAAUGGUCAGGACUCGGGUUAGGUUACAGAUCAUUGUAAUCCGCCUCGUUGUGUUUGAAUGGUCAGGACUCGGGUUAGGUUACAGAUCAUGUAAUUAGCUUAUCUUGUGUAUUUUGACAGAUCUAAGUGAGUGACCAUAUGGGACAACAUGUUUCCUGCUCAGUUAAGCAUUACAUUAUUUCUUGCCAUCCCAUUCUGAUGGGUUUGAUCAUUGCAGUUGUAAACUUCUGUAUCGUAACUCAUACUUUUACUUUUUCAUCGUUUUGUCUUAGUUGUAUCUUCUAAUUUGUAUUUUGUCACAGGCAUAUUGACAUUCCCCUUUGCAUAGGUUAUUCAUAUUCUUGCUUUGAGGAAGAUAUAUUGGCAUGUGAUACAAUGCUGUAUUGAUGCAAUAAAUACCCCUUUGUUUUUUGGUA
This is a messenger RNA of Coregonus clupeaformis (lake whitefish), 1595 nucleotides long. Its product is annotated as H/ACA ribonucleoprotein complex subunit 2-like protein. Gene Ontology annotation, biological process: snRNA pseudouridine synthesis; rRNA pseudouridine synthesis. The transcript has 4 exons. The record is from RefSeq and is a predicted model, not a curated record. Gene Ontology annotation, molecular function: box H/ACA snoRNA binding. NCBI's taxonomy places the organism in Eukaryota, Metazoa, Chordata, Actinopteri, Salmoniformes, Salmonidae. The coding region runs from base 121 to 591 and encodes 156 amino acids. Gene Ontology annotation, cellular component: nucleolus; box H/ACA snoRNP complex.